GUACAGAGCAAUCACUUCACUGGUAAGCUCCCCCUCCCCAAUUCUUUAGUUAAUGGUGGCCUUUCAACCCGCUUCUUCCCUACCUUGAUCCAAAACAAGGUAAAUUACUCACAGUGGGUGGCGCCCGGAGGGAGGAGUCGCUACUGGGACGGAGUGCAGAAAGCAAUAAGCUGAGGUCCUCGCUGCUCGGACGGAGUGGGGAGGAGGCCGCCGGGAUGGUUGCUGAGCAAAAUGGUGUUUUGGAGGGAAAGGAAUGGCGAAGGUCGAGGGACAGGUGCAGGGCCGGCCGGUGAUGAGCUUAAUUGUUGUCUCCGGUGAGUCGGUGACUGUCCGUCUGGACACAUACAGAAGCGAAGCUUUCCUUAGCUUAUUUUUUCCCACACCGAAAAGGAGCACUUAAAGUCUCGCCUGGCGUAUCUAUAAAUUUAUAGCUUUUGAGAAACCAGAAGGAGUGCCUGCAGUUGGUAAAUUGAGGGUUCAUUAAUCUCCUUGGCAUGCAGCCCUGCUUAUUGCAGGUCAGUCAUUCAUCUUGAUCCCCUCUUCAUUUUUUAUAGUAUUCUGAAUCAAGCAUGGUGUUAUUUGUGUCUAAAAUGUAACGGUCUCUGUAUUUAUCUUAUGUGUAUAUUUAUCACUUAAACAUUGUUUGGUUUAACACAAAAUUUGUUUUGAUAGAUUCUGAGUUGAAAGUUGGAGAAAAUGAUGUGUUUUUUGUCCUUGUUUGGUUAGAAAAGUGGGACGAAAUGAAAAAACAUUGUCAGGAUGAUACGUUUAAAAAAUCUCAUCUCAAAUGAUCUCUUCAAGACAAUUUGGAUGAUACGUUUAAAAAAACAUUGUUGUGAAAAAAAGCAUUCCCGUUUCUGUGCUACUUAGGACGAGACUUGACAAGAAAAACAGAGCAAAACAAUUUGGACUCACUGAAAUAGACAUAUCCACCCUUUGUUUUUACUAUAUGAACAUGUCAUUAUUGAUAGUAAUAUAAUGUCUUCUACUUCUCUCAAUCCAAAUAAUUAAAACAUGUACUUACGAUCUCUUAACCCCUACUUCUUUCUGUCCUAUCUUCAUCCAAACAGAGUAUAAGAGUGAAAGUCAAAAUGGAGAAAAAGGUGAGAGGAGAGAAAGCAGUGUCAAAUAGAAUAGACUGUGAAUAUUGUUUAUACCAAAAGUAAGGAAAAGAAGAGAAAGAAAUGGUGCCAAUUAUCAAAGAACAAAAAACAUUUUUAGAACACAAUCUCCAUUGAAAUUAAUUGCUAAAGGAAGGGUAAAUUAGGAUAUUAACAAACGAAAUCCUUCAUGAGCUCCUACUUUAUUUGAGCCUGGGUAACUAAAUCACUAAUACUAGUACACUCUUCAAAUAAGGAAUUGUGUAAACAAGGUAGAUAUAAUAUUAAAUAAAGACGUGUGUACUGUCAGUCCGAUUGAUGAGAAAGCUGAAACUGUGUUAUCGUCUUGUGAGUACUUUGCAGGGAACGGAAGGGUGCAGUGAGUUAGGUUGGUUUAGGGCAUUUUUUGAAAAGAUCAUUUUUUGAAUCUGAUGGGGAAUCCUUCAUGAGCUCCUACUUUAUUUUGCAUCUUCUGUUCCUCAACUGUUCAAGUAAUUGAGACUUAAUGGGGAAAAUAGAACGUCUAUAUACAUAAGUGGUCGGAAGUUAACUAAAAAAACUUUAGAAAAGAACCAAUCACAAUUUUCAAACCUACAACAAGUGCUAUAUAACACUUGCUUUUGAUUCUUGCGAGGCCAAUAACACUUGCUCCUGCAUAUGCAUUCUCGAUUUCAAGUGAGUAAUAAAUUUGCGACCGUUGUAUGUGCAUUGCACUGCAUCCCUGUUGAUUUGAAGUUCCGGAAUGAAAUUGGCUGCCAUCAUCUUUAUGAAGUAAUAGUGCGCUGUUAGGCUUAGGUUUAGGUUAGGGCGCCGCUUAGGGCGCUGUUAGGCUUAGGUUUAGGUUUGGGCGCCGCUUAGGGUGCUGUUAGGCUUAGGUUUAGGUUAAGGCGCCGCUUAGGGCGCUGCUUAGGGCGCUGUUAGGCUUAGGUUUAGGUUAGGGCGCUGCUUAGGGCGGCGUUAGGCUUAGGUUUAGGUUAGGGCCUUAGGGCGUUGAUUAUUAAUAAUGCUGACGCUGAGGAAUUUUCUGAAGUGGCUGCUACCCCACAUUUAUAGUUAUAGCUUUUGAGAAACCAGAAGGAGUGCCUGCAGUUGGUAAAUUGAGGGUUCAUUAAUCUCCUUGGCAUGCAGCCCUGCUUAUUGCAGGUCAUUCAUUCAUCUUGAUCCCCUCUUCAUUUUUUAUUGUAUUCUGAAUCAAGCAUGGUGUUAUUUGUGUCUAAAAUGUAACGGUCUCUGUAUUUAUCUUAUGUGUAUAUUUAUCACUUAAACAUUGUUUGGUUUAACACAAAAUUUGUUUUGAUAGAUUCUGAGUUGAAAGUUGGAGAAAAUGAUGUGUUUUUUGUCCUUGUUUGGUUAGAAAAGUGGGACGAAAUGAAAAAACAUUGUCAGGAUGAUACGUUUAAAAAAUCUCUUCUCAAAUGAUCUCUUCAAGACAAUUUGGAUGAUACGUUUAAAAAAACAUUGUUGUGAAAAAAGCAUUCCCGUUUCUGUGCUACUUAGGACGAGACUUGACAAGAAAAACAGAGCAAAACAAUUUGGACUCACUGAAAUAGACAUAUCCACCCUUUGUUUUUACUAUAUAAACAUGUCAUUAUUGAUAGUAAUAUAAUGUCUUCUACUUCUCUCAAUCCAAACAAUUAAAACAUGUACUUACUAUCUCUUAACCCCUACUUCUUUCUUUCCUAUCUUCAUCCAAACAGAGUAUAAGAGUGAAAGUCAAAAUGGAGAAAAAGGUGAGAGGAGAGAAAGCAGUGUCAAAUAGAAUAGACUGUGAAUAUUGUUUAUACCAAAAGUAAGGAAAAGAAGAGAAAGAAAUGGUGCCAAUCAUCAAAGAACAAAAAACAUUUUUAGAACACAAUCUCCAUUGAAAUUAAUUGCUAAAGGAAGGGUAAAUUAGGAUAUUAACAAACGAAAUCCUUCAUGAGCUCCUACUUUAUUUGAGCUUGAGUAACUAAAUCACUAAUACUAGUACACUCUUCAAAUAAGGAAUUGUGUAAACAAGGUAGAUAUAAUAUUAAAUAAAGACGUGUGUACUGUCAGUCCGAUUGAUGAGAAAGCUGAAACUGUGUUAUUGUCUUGUGAGUACUUGGCAGGGAACGGAAGGGUGCAGUGAGUUAGGUUGGUUUAGGGCAUUUUUUGAAAAGAUCAUUUUUUGAAUCUGAUGGGGAAUCCUUCAUGAGCUCCUACUUUAUUUUGCAUUUUCUGUUCCUCAACUGUUCAAGUAAUUGAGACUUAAUGGGGAAAAUAGAACGUCUAUAUACAUAAGUGGUCGGAAGUUAACUAAAAAAACUUAAGAAAAGAACCAAUCACAAUUUCAAACCUACAACAAGUGCUAUAUAACACUUGCUUUUGAUUCUUGUGAGGCCAAUAACUCUUGCUCCUGCAUAUGCAUUCUCGAUUUCAAGUGAGUAAUAAAUUUGCGACCGUUGUAUGUGCAUUGCACUGCAUCCCUGUUAAGUUGAAGUUCCGGAAUGAAAUUGGCUGCCAUCAUCUUUAUUGCGGUCGAUUGCGAGCAAUUGCGCCGUUGUUAUGAAGUAAUAGUGCAAAGGUGUUUGGCUCUUUUGAAUGGUUACAGUUUUGUCUUCCUCUUCUUCAUCUUUGUGUUGGGGGUCUCACGGGCUGUUGUUUGUCUUGUUGGGUUGGCCUGGCACAAUAAUAAACACAAUUUAAUGUAUAAAGACUCACAAUUAACACGAUUUAUAGAUAGUGCUACACAACUGACAAUUUAAAUUUAUACUACCUCUGUCCCGCUAUGAUUGUCCCGUUUUACCUUAUCAGUCCAUCCCACUAAGAUUGUCCCAUACCAAAUUUAAUAAAGUUUGUCUGACUCUAAAUCAUUUAUACUUUAAUCUUACUUUAUCAAUUCAAUUUCAACAACAUAAAACACUGUUUAUUGAUUUGCGUGCCACUCCCUCUUGUCCUAUUGUUAGCGGGACGGAGGGAGUAUAAUUUAAUGUAUAAAUACUUUCAGAUAGAGAAUUGAUAUUUACUCAAAAUAUUAUAUAGGUCGAAAUAGUGUUCUCUUUUCGCAAAGUUCAAGUAUUUGGAACAUAUUAUUUCGUGUUUAUGUGUGCUUCAUCUUCUUCCUAUCCAUAUAGAGAAGUUCCUCCCAGAAAAAGAAUCAGUAAGGAAAACACAAUGCUAAUCAAAAUCUCAAUAUCACGCAUUGCUCUUAUUUUCUUUUCUAUAGCACUUCUUCCUCAUAUUCAUGCAUUUACAGAAACUGAUAUGUAAAUGCACAGAAUUCUUGGAAGCUAAUUCAUCGUAUAGUGAAAACAAUGGUAACUUGGAAUUUCAUAUUCAUGCAUUUCAUGUAUUAGACUUUUCUUCUUCUUUUGCACAUUUCAGGAAGCUAACUUGGAAUUCUUCCACUCCCCCUGAUCUGCAAUUAUUUGGCCAUCAUAGAAUUGAUAUGUACUCUUUCAAAUAUGGUAAAAGUGAAAACAAUGUUUUUUUUGCAAAAAUCAAAUAUUUCCAACCAUGUUAUUAUGUAUGUAUGCUUCAUCUUCCUGCUCCAUACAAGGAAGUUCUUCCCAGAAGAAGAAUUAGUUAAAAAAAUGGUAAUCAAAAUCUCACUAUCUCACUAUCAUGUGUUGCUCUUUUGUGGUUUAUGCUAUGUAAACCAGAUAAGCCAUGAUUUUCCUUUAUAUAUGCCGGUUCUUAAAAAGAAUGGUCUGGUUUUGUAAUAGAAGCUUGCAUGUUUCAUCAAUGUUCCAUUCUUAAAUAAUAAGGCUUGGCGGAAGUAGUUGGCUAAUAAUAGGGCUCCAGAAGACAUUUGCUUAGAGUUGGCAAAAGACAGCGCAUAUCUAUUUUAAUGUUUUUUUUGAACCUGGAUCAAUCGCAAGCUUAUUUAUUCUAACAGAAUCCAAUAUGCAAAAGACACCAAUUUGGGUCUCAAACCAAUGAUGCACUUGCAACAUUCACACCAAAGAACCAGACUAAAACUACAACUAGUUCAUUGCACAACACUCUCACCCCAGUUUAAGUGCACUUGAACGAUUGAAUCGAGAUAUAAUCAAAACUUGUUAUGUAUGCCACCAGCCAAAAAAUUAAUGGUUCUUCGUAUUUUCUAGAGAUAAAAGGCUUACUAUAACCUCCUUUAGAAAAAGCAUAUCACCUUCCCAAAGGGUGAACCAUGAACACCCUCGUUUAAGGAACUGGAAAUAUAGAAAGUUCAGUCUAUAGUUCAAUUGCAAAUAGCACUCUGUUGAUGUACAUCUUUGGGAUGCUCUUCCUGAUAAGAUCAUUGUACCAUUUGACUUUUCAAACCAGCUCACUCUACCCAUACGAUUGGAGCAACAUCUCAUGCUACAAUUGCUAAUGAAAUUGAAGAAAUUGUGAUGCUCGUGAGGAGUUAAUUGAUAUUGGAGAAGAGGUUGAUGAUGAAGAAUUGUUUUAUAAUAUUGUUGGUGGAGAAGAUGGCAACAUCAGACUUUAUGGACUUGGCUCAUUCAGAGAACAUUUUGUUCAUAAUCAUGCAUCAGAACGCUCUUCAAAAGCAUGCACUUCAUCACAACAAAGUAAGCGCGUUGAUACAGAUCAUUUAUAAGCUGAAGUUAAAAGGUUGCAAGAAAUUGUAGAACAAACAAAGGGAAUAUCAACAACAAACAGAACAAAAGCAACAAAAGACUGAUGAUGUUAUCCGUGCUUUGGAGGAUCAAAUGGAAGAUUUAGCUCGUGAUAGAUCUAGGAGUUAUUGAAUUAUGAUAUAUAGCUUAACUUGCUUCUAAUUUGUUUCUUACAUCUUAUUGUCGAACCUGAAUGAUUUUUUUUUGUAUGUUAAACAUGAUAUAAAUACUUCUAAAUUUUAUAAUAACUUAUCUUUUUGCAAAGUUGCUUGGUGC
Molecule: messenger RNA, 5941 nt
Organism: Cuscuta europaea
Lineage: Eukaryota; Viridiplantae; Streptophyta; Magnoliopsida; Solanales; Convolvulaceae
Source: the annotation of a GenBank genome assembly